Polypterus senegalus (gray bichir) is the source of this 1029-nucleotide messenger RNA. RefSeq names its product trace amine-associated receptor 13c-like. Gene Ontology annotation, biological process: G protein-coupled receptor signaling pathway. NCBI's taxonomy places the organism in Eukaryota, Metazoa, Chordata, Cladistia, Polypteriformes, Polypteridae. The record is from RefSeq and is a predicted model, not a curated record. Gene Ontology annotation, cellular component: membrane. The transcript has a single exon. Gene Ontology annotation, molecular function: trace-amine receptor activity. Bases 1 to 1029 code for a protein of 342 amino acids.
AUGAAUUCAACCUUUAUAUCUGCAGACUCUGUAGAACACUGUUUUCAAAAUGUGAAUACGUCCUGUGUAAAAGUUUCCAGGUCAGCUAGUGUUAAAAUUGUUAUGUAUUUUGUGUUAGUGUUAGCUGUUCUUGUUACAAUUUGUGGAAAUCUUGUUGUGGUCAUCUCGAUUUCACAUUUCAAGCAGCUGCAUUCGCCCAAUAAUUUUCUUGUCCUUUCUCUGGCAACAACUGAUCUUUUGCUAGGAUUGUGUGUGUUACCUUUUAGUGUCAUCAGAACUGUUGAAACCUGUUGGUAUUUAGGUUCUUUUUUCUGUAGGUUACAUGCGUGUAUGGAUAUGCUUUUUUCUACCGUUUCUAUUUACCAUUUGUGGUUUAUUGCAAUUGAUAGGUAUUAUGCUGUGUGCAAUCCGCUGCUUUACACAACUAAAAUCAGCAUUAAAGUUAUUUACAUGUUUAUAAUGCUUGCGUGGAUUUUACCAAGUAUAUACAGCUUUGGCUUAAUUUUCUCUAAAGCCAAUGACCAAGGUCUUGAAGAUUUGGUUGCAAUAUUGUCAUGUGAAGGUGGUUGUCUUUUGCUAUUUAAUAAACUCUGGUCAGUGUUGGAAUCACUAACAUUUUUUGUACCAUGCUUUAUAAUGAUAGGGAUUUACGCAAAGAUUUUCAGAGUUGCUCAAAAACAAGCUAAAACAAUACACAAUAUUCAAAACAAAAUUAAAACACAAGAAGAAAAGAAAAGGAGAGUAAAUCAGAAGAGGGAACAAAAAGCUGCAAAGGCACUGGGAAUAUUAAUGGGUGUAUUUUUAAUUUGCUGGUUGCCGUAUUUUAUUGAUCUUUUAAUUGAUGGCAAUAUCAAUUAUGUAACUCCUGCAUUUGUAUUUGAUGGCUUAGCCUGGCUGGGCUAUGUUAAUUCUGCUUUCAAUCCUUUGAUUUAUGCAUUUUUCUACCCCUGGUUUCGCAAAGCACUGAAACUAAUUUUGACUUUUAAAAUAUUUACUUCUAAUUCAUCAAAGAUUAAGCUGUAUUCGUAG